Messenger RNA from Stylophora pistillata, 1491 nucleotides. Its product is annotated as adenylate kinase isoenzyme 6. Gene Ontology annotation, molecular function: ATP binding; ATP hydrolysis activity; AMP kinase activity. Lineage: Eukaryota; Metazoa; Cnidaria; Anthozoa; Scleractinia; Pocilloporidae. Gene Ontology annotation, cellular component: cytoplasm; nucleus. The record is from RefSeq and is a predicted model, not a curated record.
AGGGAGGUAUGAUAGAUUAUUCAAACAUGACGAGGAUUGUUGCAAGGAGGAAAGACCAUGUAUCACUACCAUCACACUUACUUGCAUCAAUCAAAAGGCGUGACAGAGGUACACAGUUUGUCCAGUCUCUCCUAACGUAAUGCGAACGGGAAGUCGAAGUCUCGUAACCAGUCCUUCGCAGUCAAACAUCGCUCGUAGUUGUACCUAAAUGAAUUUGAUAACAGCGUUCCGAUUGCCACCACCUUUGAAGCAAUUUUCGGUGUAUUGUUUCAAUAAAAACUGUUUUGCCUUCUUUUCGGCCGCAUCCCUAGUUAAAGUUAUUUCCUCUCAAUUGAAACUGGAUUGAAUAGGACUAGUCUAACCAGGCUGUUCAGACGUUUUGAAAGGUUGUCUUAAAGAAACAAUGGCAUUAGCGAAAGAAAUCGGAGAAGACACUUUUUUAGGAUUUUAUGCUUUAUUUUUUUUUCCAUUUUCAUAACCUCGGUUAGGUCAAGACAGCACCUCGAGCACGAGGAAAGGUACUUAUGCCCAGUACCCAAUGUCCAAUGAGGGGAGACUGAGGAAGGCUGGGUUACCAUGAAGAAUCGAACAUGGCUUCAGGCAGAGCUGGGCCAAAUAUUUUGGUGACGGGAACUCCAGGAACUGGUAAAACUGUGACGGCAAGGGAGCUAGCACAAAAGACAGGGCUAAACUACAUUAACGUGGGUGAUUUGGCGAAAGAGAAAAACUUGUAUGAUGGAUGGGAUGACCAAUAUGGCUGCCACGUGCUGCAUGAAGACAGGGUGAUUGAUGAAUUGGAAGAUCAGAUGAGUGAAGGUGGUAACAUUGUUGAUUAUCAUGGUUGUGACUUUUUUCCAGAGAGGUGGUUUGAUAUUGUGUUUGUAUUGCGAACAAACAACACAAUACUUUAUGAAAGGCUUGAAAAAAGAGGCUACAAAGGGAAAAAGCUAACUGAAAAUGUGGAAUGUGAAAUUUUUCAAACAAUACUUGAAGAAGCUAGGGAAAGUUACAGAAAGGAAAUAGUUCAUGAACUGCAAAGUGACUCUCCUGAGCAACUAGAAACAAAUCUUGAGCAAAUAGAAGCUUGGAUUCAACAGUGGUCUUCCUAACAGCUAUGGAUUGUUAUAAACCUGACUUAUUUAUGAUGAUUUGUGAAAACACCAAGGCCUCAAACAUUGAAGAAGACUUAAUUGAGUUAUGGUGUUGUUAUACAUUAAAAAUGCCUAAAAGGGUGUAACAAAGAAGUUUCACUUCAUCAUAAGGUAUUACUGGACAGGCUAAACUGUGUUGGAUGAUAACAAGCUGUAACAAGUGUUCAUCAAUGCUUAACACAAUGGUCUCUUUUGUAGCCAGCCACUCCUUGAACCAUGUAAAGCCAAACCAGAGAAGCCAAAUGUCAUGGGCAGCCACACUAAUGAAAUGAGUUUUGUCUGAAUUUUGAUUUCAAACAUAGCAGAAGAGAUGAUUAAUAAAAACAAUUACUCUAUGAAA